This is a messenger RNA of Grammomys surdaster, 1442 nucleotides long. Its product is annotated as leucine-rich repeat-containing protein 75A. Bases 1 to 540 code for a protein of 179 amino acids. The record is from RefSeq and is a predicted model, not a curated record. Lineage: Eukaryota; Metazoa; Chordata; Mammalia; Rodentia; Muridae. The transcript is spliced from 2 exons.
AUGGCCAGUCUUAAGGCCCUCCUAUCUGGGAAUCCUCCAGACAACAUGGUGGAUCUCUCAGGCAUUCCAUUAACUUCACGGGACCUGGAACGGGUGACCAGCUAUCUUGAGCGCUGCGGAGAGCAGGUGGACAGUGUGGAGCUGGGCUUCACGGGCCUCACAGAUGACAUGGUCCUACAGCUACUGCCAGCCCUCAGUUCCCUGCCUCGUCUCACCACACUAGCCCUCAAUGGCAACCGACUGACCCGGGCUCUGCUGAGGGACCUCACUGACACCCUUAAGGACCCCAGCAAGUUCCCCAAUGUCACAUGGAUUGACCUGGGCAAUAAUGUGGACAUCUUCUCACUACCCCAGCCCUUCCUGCUCAGCCUGCGGAAGCGCUCUCCAAAACAGGGCCACCUACCAACUAUCUUAGAGCUGGGUGAGGGGCCAGGUACUGGGGAAGAAGCCAGGGAAGGUAGGACUCAGCAGGACCCCACAGGGAGCCCUGUGACACCUGCUAGGGGCCAGGAGAGUAGAGAGGCUGUGAUUCAGACAUGACAUAGAAAUAGGGGUCCUAACCAGGGAGUCCUUCUGGAUGGCCAAGGCAGGUUAGGGGUCCCUGGGAUCAGGGGAAUGUCUGGACAGCCCUACUCAGCUCUCACCAGUAUUAGAUCAGAAUACUAACCGGUCCUCAAACCCAACUCCCAGUACUUGCUCAAGGGCCUCAGAUGUCUCCAUUCAGCUGCUCUCCUAGACCAAUGCACCUGGACCAAAAGUUCUUUAUUGGGCCCACUUACAAUUUAGGAAGGUAUCAUAGGCACCUACUCUUAAGACAUCUACCUACUUCCCAAUUCCCAGGGCCUCUUGAAGGCAGCAUGUCUCAGACUAAGUGUGGAAAACCAAGUACAUGCUGCGGACCUUUUGCUGGCUGGCAAUCUUACUGUGUAGGGCAGUACCUUGCCUAGCUCCCUUACUCAACCAGCACUUUUUCUACCAGCUGUUUCAGGUUCUCCUCCCAUAAUCUUUUCGCUUUUCAAAAACUCACUUACCAAGGCUCCAGAACUAGUUAAGUCCUAGUUAAGCAAAAGGGGAAAACUGGGGGGGUUCCUAACACCCAUAAGCACUCCUCGUCCCCAACAAGGAGCAACUGCCCAAGAGAACUGUUCUGAAUUAAAUGGUCAAAUCUGAACUCAAUGGGGAAGCACAGCCUUACUGGCCAGGUAAGCAAACUAGUUUACAGGAUCUGGACAAGAUGGUACUUUGCAUGGUACUGCACAAUCGCAGCCAAGGACAGGAACUGAGUGUGGGUGCCUUACAUGCUUUGGAAUCUUUGUCCAAGUCUUAGGUUGUGAAAACAGCCUAGACUGACCAGAAGUUUACAGUGCUAAAGCUGGACUGCUUAACACCUGACACUCAACUUUACUCUUCAAAUACAGGUUUUUAAGGACCAAUACCAAAGA